Molecule: messenger RNA, 2870 nt
Organism: Schistocerca gregaria
Lineage: Eukaryota; Metazoa; Arthropoda; Insecta; Orthoptera; Acrididae
Product: FHF complex subunit HOOK interacting protein 2A-like
Exons: 15
Coding region: 392-2680 (762 amino acids)
Source: RefSeq, a predicted model, not a curated record
UGGUAGUUUAAUGAGGAUCAUAAUUAGCUGUCAAUUUGGAAAACCUGAACAAAUUCUCAUUAGGGAGCGUGGACAAUGCUAGAAAUGUUGCUACCGAAAACCCGUACGUAACAAAGAUUGCACAACACCGAAGUUUGCAGAGAACCACCUUACCACGUAUGACAUUCGUAAACACUUUUUGUAUGUAUCGCGCACGCGCAGUGUUCAAACGUGUGAGAUGUGUUUCGCUGUGUAGGUCUUAGGUUUAGUCGAAGUAGGUGUGAUAUUUGACAAGAAAGAAAUGCUAUUGUCGGAUUUUUUCUGUUGUGAUCGAUGGUAGUACGCUUUUGAGUUAGUUGUGAAAUCGGAAAAGCCAUGAAGUGAUGAAUGCCUAUACCUAUUUGUUGCAACAAUGUUUAAAAGAUUGUCAGCAGCUGUUCAUAAUGCAGUGGAAAGCUUCUCCUCUUCAGGGACUUUGCUGGAUGAUUUCCUGUAUCACUGGAGGAUGAUACUAAAGUUUUAUGAAAGAAGAGAUUUUCAUAGAAAUGCUGUGGAAAUCACUAAUGUUCCAGCUCAUCUGGAUCAGUUAUUGGAGAUAUUGAUUCAAGAGGAAGACGCACAAGCUGUAGGAACAACUGGUCCAUGUUUGGAAUAUUUCUUGUAUCAUAAAUUACUUGAUGUUCUUGUUGCUCUUGCCACGUCUGAUUCACCACCAGGAAUGAGGCAUACUGUGCUCGUAUUUGUGAGGAGACUUGUAGUUAAAAUUAGACAACCAAUUUUGUCAAAUGCAGCAAUUUUUCCUUCAGUAAUGCAGUUGAUAAUGACAUGUAAUGGUAAAAAUGGCUCACCAAAUGAAUCUGAUGAAAUUGCUUUCCUUUGUAUGCUAUGUGCAGUCAUCAGUGAACAUCCAGAUCUCAUUCAUAUGUUCUGUAACCAGAUGUGGCUGUCAAAUUCACUGAGUAACAGUGAAGAUACUUCUGUCGAAUGUGAGAUGGAACUGGGGAACUUAAUAUCUCCUGGAGAUGACAAAUGUAUCCAUAGGAAGAGUGAAGCAGAAAUAACUGAAGAGUCAUCAGAUCCUCACAUUUUGGCAUCAGACUCUGAGCAGGCACACCUGAAUAAAGUUUGUGACAAGAAAAACACCAUUUCUCUCUCACCCUUAUCAUCAGAACCACCCAAAGGACAUCAGACUAAAGAAAAUCAUUUGUAUUCCACGCCAAAUGUGUUGCUUGAAUGUCUGCUAUCCUUCUUGAGCAGUGAAGAUAAUAAUGUAAGAACUAAAGCUUGUGAAGGUAUUAUGGUGAUUGCUUCAAUAUCAUCUGAUGAGCAUGCUUUGCACAUAACACGGCAAUCCAGCCUACCUCAGACAUUGUGUUCAAAACUGAGAAUGUUGUUUGAUGCUAUCCCACAAGACAUUGAUCCUGUUGAGCUGUACAACAUGAAGUUUAACUGGGGGUUUGAUACUCCUGCUUGGGAUGAAGGAGCACCCUUUCCCGGUUGCCGUGAAAUUACAUCAUUUUUUGCAUGGCUUGACUACUGCAACCAGCUCGUCCAGGAAGCUCACAAAAUCAUAGGAGACUCUAUUUCUAAAAGUAUAAGAAGAGACUUUCUGGAACAAUGCACGCCUUUACAUUUGGUCAAUAUUGAUGAUGAUCAAAAAUUGGGAAUAAUUGCUUUACUAAGAAAAGGCCUUAGAACUGUGACAGCACCUGCUCUUCUCCAAGAAUUUUUGGUUUGGUUUCUUGGAAACACGGAAGAAAAUGAAUUGCCAAGAUCUGAAACUCCUCCGGUAUUAAAUGUUAUAGACUGCUGCUUACAUAAAGCAGAUGAUAUUAGUCUUGAAGCAUUGCAGUUGUUCCAGAGUCUCCUGGAAAAACCAUCUGACUGCAUACUCAAAAAUCUUGUGUUGAAAUAUGUAAACUCACGUUCUUACUAUAAUAGUGCCACCUCAGAUAGCUGUGCAGGCUCCUGGAGUGAUGAAGAGGAUGAGUGGGAGAAGACAAGAGAUAUUGAAGUUUCUUCCAGGGUCUCUUCACCAGUCAGCAGAACAUUGGCACCACAAAAUGUCCAUAGGAUUAUUAAUAAAUUCUUAUCCCUAAUACCCAGGAACAUGCAAACAUCUAAUACUGAAGAAUCAACAUAUGAGCAAUAUGUUGAAGAUGUGAGGAAGCAGUACCAACAUUGUAUCUCCUGUUGUAGUCAAUAUAAAUGGCCUCUUGAAGCAGUAUUUCCAGAGUCACAGGAAUCUGAUGACUGUUGUAGCUCAGAUUCUUACCCUGAAGCUGAUCAUCGGAAUAAUUUCUAUGAGGGUCCUUUCCUGAGGAUGUUAUUCACUAGGCUUGGUCAACUCCCAUACCAGUCCUACCAAGUAAACCUCCGGUUAACUGGCUUAAUUUCACAGCUAGCAAUGCUACCACACCCCUAUUUACAUGAGUACCUUUUAAAUCCAACACUUCCGAUUAUAAAAGGUGUCGUAACGUUGUUUAAAGUUCUGCAACAAACAGCAGAAGAGUUAAUACUAAAAAUUUCUGAAAUUGAGGAUCAUAAAGCCAUUCUGAGCUCCACGAAGUUGUUCCUCCUGCAGGACAAAGAAUAUGUAGUGGAUGAGAACAGUACUCUGUUUGAAGGAUUCAUUGUUCUUGAGGAAUUCUGUAAGGAGUUAGCAGCAGUUGUAUUUGUCAAAUACCAAAACUUCUCCUGAAGAUGUUACCUGAUUAAAUGUGGGCAAUCAGACAGUGGAAACUUCAGGUGAAAUUUUCAGAGACCAUGGCAUGCCUUCCAAAAAGUUCUGUGAUGAAUCCACCUUGCCAGCAAGAAAACUGCCUUUUGCUUUAAAUGUUGAUUCACUGAUGUUAGAUAGUGUUUGUAAAUAAACAAAUUCUUUUUUUCAA